AAGAGAAAAAAAUUAAAAUAUUAUAAUUUAAGUAGUAGUAGUAUUGAAUCAAAAUAGCAACAAAAAGUAUACAAAAUGAACAAAAUUCGUUGGAAAUUCACAUCGCCCACCAUCCACCUGCUCAUCGCCACUUGCACCUGCCUGCUGCUGUCCUUGCCCUGCCAAGCGCAAAUAGAUUACUUUUCAUCCAUUUCCGGCUUAGAAAAUUUACUAAGAACCGAAGAGUAUUUAUUGCAAAGUUUCCGCGAAUAUGUGCGCGCCAGCAAGCAACAUUUGCAGACACUUGAAAGUGAAUUGCAUCGCAUUGAGAUGGAAUAUGCGCAGGCUGCGCGCAAUGCCGAAAAUUACUUAACAAACCCGGUUAAUGUCUAUCGUCUGAUGAAACGUCUCACCAAUGACUGGACGAUAUAUGAGGAGCGAGUGCAGUCCGAUGAGGCGGCUCAAACCUUCCUGCGGCAAAUGAACGAGUAUCGAGAAACACUAAGUUUCCCCAGCACAGAAGAUUUUCGAGCAUCCGCAGCGGCUUUGGCGCGUCUACAGGAAACUUAUCAUUUGGAUACGACGCAAAUUGCUGGCGGUUUCCUGAAUGGUGUUAAAUAUGGUACCAGCAUGACUUGGCAAGAUUGUUUCGUUCUUGGCAAGCAAUUGUUCCAUUUAGAAGAGUACAAUCAUACAAAAAUGUGGUUGAAGGAGUCCAUGCAACGCCUUAGCCGCGAACCCUAUUACAGAGAUCCACACACGUUCGAUUAUGUGGAGGACGUGGCUAAAAGUCUACUCAAUUUAGGUGACCUGGAAACUGCACUCAAACUCUCUGAUGAUGUCUUAAGUCUCGACCCCACGCGAUCAACAGCCAAAUAUGUGAAAAACACAAUACUCACGCCAGUCGGUGAACGAAAACCGACACUAACCACAAAUCCCUCCUACUACCACCAAACCGAGGAAUUUGAAACGUAUAAGAAAGUAUGUCGUGGCGAAAUCACCGCCUCACCCACACAAUUACGUCCACUACGUUGUCGCUACGAAACCAAUAAUCAUCCUUAUCGUCUUAUCGCCCCAUUAAAACUGGAGGAACACAGCCUAGAUCCGCUGGUGGUGACAUUUCACGAUUUUAUUGACGACACUAAGAUUGCUACCAUUAAAUACAUGGCCGAGCCACGCAUGCAACGCUCCACUGUACGCGAUGUGGUGACUCUGUCCAAGGCUACCGACUUUCGCAUUAGCAAGAAUGCAUGGCUGGGCUAUCAGGAGCACGAUUAUAUGUUGGGCAUGUUGCGUGAUUUGCACGAUAUUACGGGGCUCGAUGUGACGCGCUGCGAAAAAUUGCAGGUAGCCAAUUAUGGUCUGGGCGGACACUAUGAACCGCAUUGGGACUUUUAUUUGGACACCGAACGUAUGCCCGAGGGUUUAGGUAAUCGCAUUGCGACUGCUAUAUUUUAUCUGUCGGAAGUGGAACAGGGUGGCGCUACCGCCUUUCCAAACCUGAAAUUCGCCAUUAAGCCCAAAAAGGGCAAUGUACUCUUCUGGUAUAAUUUGCAUCGAACAUUGGAGGGCGAUUAUCGUACGAGACAUGCCGCGUGUCCGGUGUUGAAGGGUUCCAAGUGGAUCGCUAAUGUAUGGAUCAACGAUAUUACUCAGCCGUUUACGCGCCCCUGCUUACUACACCAGGAUGAUGAGAUUUCCAAGCCAUACGCAACAAUAGUAUAACAUCGUCUUUUAAGUCAGUGUACGAGUAUUUAUUCUCACGGGUUUGAAAGGUUCAUUAUCAACUGCAAAUAAAUACGUCAAAAAAUCAAAUUUUCGAUUUGAAAAUGGCAACAGCUGAUCGAAUGCCGCAAAUGAGGAGAUCUGUUCAGUGAGAAAUGUCAAAAUUGCACUUUCUCGGAGCAAAUUUUACCGACUUUUUGACUCACCGAACGCUGUUACUGCCCAUCAGCUCAACGAACAGAGCUAAAAAAAAACUUACCAUUAAACAUAUCACUCAGAGUUGCAUUGAAAUUAGAAAUUAUUUAGCGUGAGCUACGAACUCUCUCUUUACAUACUCGUUUAUUUAAUUGCUGUGAAUAUAUUUACGUGCUAUGUACAUACAUAUAUACCUAUAUUGUGAAUAGGUAUUUUU
Molecule: messenger RNA, 2116 nt
Organism: Ceratitis capitata (Mediterranean fruit fly)
Lineage: Eukaryota; Metazoa; Arthropoda; Insecta; Diptera; Tephritidae
Product: prolyl 4-hydroxylase subunit alpha-2
Exons: 9
Coding region: 76-1704 (542 amino acids)
Biological process (GO): peptidyl-proline hydroxylation to 4-hydroxy-L-proline
Cellular component (GO): endoplasmic reticulum
Molecular function (GO): L-ascorbic acid binding; procollagen-proline 4-dioxygenase activity; protein binding
Source: RefSeq, a predicted model, not a curated record